AUGACAAUGACAAUUGUGAUUUAUCAAAGACAGAUAAAUCAUCCAUAUGCACUUGCUGAUACAACAAUUAAUAUUAAAAAUAAAAUAACCAUUUGUCAUGAUAUUAAACUUGAUAUAACUGAUGCAAUAUCAUUAUUUAAAUUAAGUAUAACUGAGUUAAAAUUGUUUCGUCAAACACAUGAGAAAGAUAAGCUGUUACUUGAUCAAUAUCCAAAUAGAAUUGAAUAUUUAGCUCAUAGUCUUGAUCAAAGUGUUAGCCAAGUUUGUUCAUACUUGUCAACUUGUCCAAGUAUUUUAAAUAUAACUUUUCAAAAGAUUAAAGAAACUACUGAAUUUUUAUUGGAAGUUGGAGUUACGGGUGAACAUAUAUUAUGUGAUUUGCAUGUUUAUAAAUUUUCACACAAAACUGUACGUACAAGAGUUAACAGAGCUAUCAAAGCACAAAUAAAUCCAAUAAAACCAUGGGUUGUACGAUGUCCACUUAGUAUUAUUGUCAAUGCUGAAAAUAAACUUGCUAAACGUAAACUUUUAUUGGAUGGUGCUGAUAGUCUUGAAGUCUACAUAAGUAAUAUAAUGAAUUGUUCAAUUGAAUCUUCUGAAGCUUUUUUAAAACGUGGUAUAAAAAUUGACAAAAUAUCAUUACCAGAUUUAACUAAAAAAUUAAAAUUUUUACGUGAUAAAGGAUAUACUAUUGAAGAUAUUUAUCGUCUACCAUCUUGUCUUCAUGCAAGUUAUAAUACACUUGUACAAAAAUAUGAUUUAUGGAUUAAAAUGGACUUGAAAAUGAACUUAAAAAUAAAAUGA
Messenger RNA from Aphidius gifuensis, 804 nucleotides. It is a transcript of the gene mTTF, whose product is annotated as transcription termination factor, mitochondrial. The record is from RefSeq and is a predicted model, not a curated record. Gene Ontology annotation, cellular component: mitochondrial matrix. Gene Ontology annotation, biological process: termination of mitochondrial transcription; regulation of DNA-templated transcription. Bases 1 to 804 code for a protein of 267 amino acids. Lineage: Eukaryota; Metazoa; Arthropoda; Insecta; Hymenoptera; Braconidae. Gene Ontology annotation, molecular function: double-stranded DNA binding. The transcript has 6 exons.